Pieris macdunnoughi is the source of this 348-nucleotide messenger RNA. The record is from the annotation of a GenBank genome assembly. NCBI's taxonomy places the organism in Eukaryota, Metazoa, Arthropoda, Insecta, Lepidoptera, Pieridae.
AUGGCGUUUCCUCAGCCUAAUGCACAAAGAGAGUUAACAAACAGGAAGAUUUUAGAAGAAUUACAAUUAAAAAAGCAGAUGCUCCUCAAGCAAGGAGCCGUUGCCCCACUAACUGCCACCACUAUUUCUCUGACCCAGUCAAAUCCUGUCAGCCAGCUGCCUAUGUGCUCUAUACCACCACUCUCUGCGACUGCCGGAUACCCACAGUUACCAGAAGCAAAUAUAGUAAACACAAGCCACAGGGCAGCACUACAACACGCUAACGCGACAUCUUGUGGCUACUUCGUUUCUCAGGACUCUUCUUUUGGAAAUCAAAUAUUACCUGUUCUACCCCGUUUUGAUAAAUAA